Messenger RNA from Pararge aegeria (speckled wood butterfly), 3048 nucleotides. RefSeq names its product long-chain-fatty-acid--CoA ligase ACSBG2 (gene bgm). The transcript has 16 exons. Gene Ontology annotation, molecular function: long-chain fatty acid-CoA ligase activity. Bases 272 to 2344 code for a protein of 690 amino acids. Lineage: Eukaryota; Metazoa; Arthropoda; Insecta; Lepidoptera; Nymphalidae. Gene Ontology annotation, cellular component: endoplasmic reticulum; membrane. The record is from RefSeq and is a predicted model, not a curated record.
UCGAGUCAUCGCGGUCGUUGUAGUAAAAUCGACAUCCAUUUUAUAGUUUUCCUAUUCAGCUCGACACAUAAACCCGAGACAAUAAUUUUAAAUACAACGUAAUAAAUUCUCCGUAUUAAAAUUCAACCAUCGUUUGUAACUAAAUAUGUGAUAAAUGUGAUAAAGUGCCAAUAAAUGUACAAAAAUAAUUGAGGUUUCUUUAUUUAGUGACUUAUCGGACGCCUCAACUGUUAUCGUGGAAAACGGCGAGGAAAUAAUAAACGUCGACAAAAUGCAAGUCCCAAACGGAAUAAGCCAUCAAAAAUUCUUAAACGGUCCAGACCAGUUCAUCCCAGCCGACAGUUACACAUGCUGCAAUCCUGGAGGCCACGUUAGAAUCCGUAUGGGUUCUCGGGGUGUUGCCGCGGAACCUCCCAUAUCGGUGCCCGGUCUACUCAGCAGAACGGCCGCUCGGUACCCUGACGAUAUUGCAUUCGCUACAAAGAAGGCGGACGGGAGAUGGCAUAAAACAACUUACAAACAGUACCAGGAACGCGUGCGAACGAUUGCAAAGGGUUUUUUGAAAUUAGGACUGGAACGAUACCACUCCGUCUGUAUAUUAGGUUUCAACUCAGAGCAGUGGUACACAGCUGAUCUAGGCGCAAUACAUGCUGGAGGAUAUGCUGCUGGUAUUUACACAACCAAUUCUGCGGAGGCUUGCUACUUCUGCUUGGAGUCGUCGCGAGCCAACAUCUGCGUUGUACAGGAUAAGAAGCAGCUUGAUAAAAUAUUGUCAGUGCAAAGUCGGCUAAAACACCUGAAAGCAAUCGUACAAUGGGAGGGAGUCGUGAACACAUCGAUACCCGGAGUUUAUAGUUGGGAUCAAAUAAUGGAAAUGGGCGCAAAGGAACCGGACACUCAACUUAACAACAUCCUUAAAUCUAUCGCCGUCAAUGAAUGCUGCACGUUAGUCUACACGUCUGGUACAGUCGGACAACCAAAAGCAGUGAUGUUAUCGCACGACAACCUCACAUGGGAUGCGUAUUCCAUAAGCGAACGAGUUGGAGAUCUGCAGCCGACUGUUGACGUACUCAUCUCCUACCUACCGCUGAGUCAUGUCGCUGCUCAGGUGGUGGACAUUUACACAACCCUUCAUAACGCUGUGGCAGUUUACUUUGCGCAACCCGAUGCCUUGAAAGGCAGUUUGAUAGAAACAUUGAAGGAAGUAAGGCCUACUAGGUUCCUGGCGGUGCCUCGAGUAUGGGAGAAAAUGUACGAGAAAAUCAUGGCCGUGGGCAAAUCCAGCGGAUCCUUGAAACGGUACAUAGCUACGUGGGCUAAAGACAAGGGCACGGAGCAUCAUUGCGCUAGAAUAAAUGGAGCCCUGUCUGCUGGAAUGAUAGGUCUACCAUUAGACUUCACGCUCUUGGAAAUGAUAAAAUAUUGGCAAUCGGGUACAUCAUGCGGUUACAAGAUGGCAAAGUCGGUAGUAUUCAACAAAGUGCGAGUCAACCUAGGUCUCGACCGCUGCUCGACCUUCGUCACCGCGGCCGCACCACUGUCACCUGAAAUCAAGAAGUUCUUCCUCUCCCUUGACAUCCCUAUCAUGGAUGCCUUUGGUAUGAGCGAAGCGGCCGGGGCACACACUCUUAGCAUAUAUCCCAAGUUUAAAUUAGAUUGUUCUGGAGAAGUUCUGGAUGGAACGGAAACUAAAUUCGGCGGGUCAGCAAGCAUCAAUGGGCCCGGAGAGAUUCAAAUGCGCGGUCGCCAUGUUUUCAUGGGCUACCUUAGCGACGAACAAAAGACAAAAGAUACCCUGGACGACGAGGGCUGGCUACACUCCGGAGACGUUGGAAGAUUAGACAGCAACAACUUGUUAUACAUUACUGGCAGAAUAAAGGAGUUGCUGAUUACAGCCGGAGGUGAAAAUAUAGCACCCGUACUUAUCGAGCAAACUGUGCAAGCCCAACUGCUGCACGUAGGAUAUGCCGUGCUUAUAGGCGACAGACGAAAGUUCCUCGCCAUUCUACUCACACUGAAGGCCAAAGUGGACUCCAAUACUGGGGACGCGUUGGACGAACUGGAACCAGAGACAUGUAAAUGGGUGGCCAGCCUAGGAUGCAAGGCCACCACGAUCAGUGAGAUUAUCAAAACCAAAGAUCCAGCUGUAUACAAAGCUAUAGAAGAAGGCAUUGCCCGUGCCAACAAGCAAGCGAUUUCUAACGCACAAAAGAUACAGAAGUUUGCUAUUCUACCCGCAGACUUCUCUAUGAAUACUGGAGAAUUAGGUCCAACACUGAAAAUUAAGAGGAACGUCGUCUACGAGAAAUACAAAGACAUCAUAGAAGGUUUCUACAAAGAUUAGUUAUAGUUUGUACUUAGUAAAAAUGGGUAUGGGCGAAAAACAAUACAUUAAAUGAAAUAUCGAUAUUGCUCAAAUUAGGAGAUAGUUUAAUCAUAUUGUAUUAUAUGUUACGAGUUAUUGUGAUAGUACUCGUAGAACCAUUCAUUUCAUCCAUCCAUGCAGAUUAAAUCUGUUUAUUUUUGUAUCACUUUUAAUAAGGGACACUGAAGUUUCAGAAAUUUCUCGGUUCCGCAAGAGUAUAUUUUCAGAACUUUUGUAUCAUCAUCAUCCUAAAACCGCUGGACGUCCAGUGUUGGAUCUUUUGUCUGAUAAUUAUUUUGUCCGGCGAUUCCCUGCGACACGUUAGAUUCACCUGUCAUUCAACACGAAGUCAGCUUUGUCGCCAUCAUCCCUCUAAGCUCUAGGCCCUCCCAAUUGCCAAUUUAGCUUAGAAACUCUGGUUCUUCUAGGAUCUUUUUCAUUUCUGACACAAUUCGAUCUCGUAGAGACACUUUGAGCAUAGCUCUUCCAUAGCCCGCUGAGUGACUCUGAGAUUUCUUAUCAGAUCCAUCAGACUCCGAAAUUACGGACAUACUUCACGAGCACAGCCAUUUUCAUUUAUAAAAAUAAAAGAGUCGCUCAAGUUAGCUUAAGUUAUAAUAUUGUUGUGAUUGGUUAUAGAAGUGAUGUAAAUAUUUUUGUUACUAAAUAUAUAUUAUCUAAGU